Molecule: messenger RNA, 2059 nt
Organism: Brienomyrus brachyistius
Lineage: Eukaryota; Metazoa; Chordata; Actinopteri; Osteoglossiformes; Mormyridae
Gene: msantd4
Product: Myb/SANT-like DNA-binding domain containing 4 with coiled-coils
Exons: 2
Coding region: 47-1231 (394 amino acids)
Source: RefSeq, a predicted model, not a curated record
CACCACGUCCUCCCAGCACCCAGCCGCCGCGCUGGACUUCCUCCAGAUGAAGCACCUGAAGAGGAAGCGGAAGAGUAACUACAGCGUGAAGGAGACGCAGACGCUGAUCCGGGAGAUCCACAAGCGGCGCGACGUGCUCUUCUCCCGGCAGCAGAAUACUGCCAUCAAUGAGCUGAAGCGGCGCGCCUGGGAUGAGGUGGCCGACUGUGUGAACUCGCUGGGCGAGGGCGAGCUGCGCACGGCGGCUGAGGUCAAGCGGCGCUACCUGGACUGGCGCGCGAUGAUGAAGAGGAAGCAGAUCCGGGCGGAGCUAUCAGGCCUGAAGAGUGAGUACGACCACUCGUCACCGGAUAAUGACAACUCGCUGAGCGGGGACCAGUCUGUGGACCUGAGUGGCUUCCCCAAGGAUUCUGCCUGCGACUGGCAUGACCUGCCGGACCUAGGAGAACCCAGCAGUCACCCGUUGUCCAGCAUCAAGCUGGAGGAUGAGGAGGGCAGCACCUACAGGCUGGAUGGCGAGGCUGGGGAGGCGGAUGGCGAAGGGGAGGAUGAGGACGAUGACUGCUUCCCCUCUGUCCUGCCCGAUGUGGAGCGCGAGAGCCGCAUCCCAGAGGUGUUCGCCCACAUCGAUGAGUUUGGCAUGCUGAGUGCCACCAAGCCAUCCGUUGCCAGAGACCUGGGGGCGGGCUCGGGAAUGGGUCUCGGGGCGGGUGUGACCGGAGUGGGCGUGUCGAGUGUGGCUGGUGCCGACGGCACAGGCGUGCUGAUUGCCCUGGAGAGGCAGCGGCUGGAUCUGGAGAAGCAUCGGCUGCAGGUGGAAACGGAGCGCCUGCAGGUGGAGCGGGAGCGCCUCCUGGUGGAGAAGGACAAGCUACGUCAGGUGGAGGUGGAGCGGGAGAGGCUGCAGCUGGAGAAGGAGAGGCUUCAGGUGGAGCGGGAGCGACUUCGGCUGCUUAUGUUUCAGGCAGAACGGACACCGGCCCCGCCUCCACCGCCACAGGCCACGCCCAUGGAUUGCGAGAAAGAUCGCAAGCCCUGGCAGCCCGUGGACCUGGAGGCGGAAAAGCUGAAGCUGGAGAAGGAGCGUCUGCAGCUGGAGAAGGAGCGGCUCCAGUUCUUCAAGUUCGAGUCGGGCCGCUUGCAGAUGGAGAAGGAGCGCUUCCAGGUGGAGAAGGACAGGCUGCAGCUGCAGAAGGAUGGUCAGCAGUUGGCCCUUCAUCAGGGCCACUAGGGGGUGCUGUUGGAACAGUCUGGAGAGGGGCACAGAGUGCCAAGCCCACCUCUUUGGGGGGUGGGGUGUCCAGUGGCAGUGAGGCUUGGUGGAGCAGGAGGGUGGGACAGAGCAGGUACAGAUGGAUGUGCUUCGUUAUUUUGAUGUGACAAGCCUGGUCCUAGAGAGUUCUCUGCUCCAUGUUUCUGCCCUGGAAAGGAAAAGCAUGUUCAUUUCAGGUUACUGGUUACUUUUCCUUUCCAAACGGUUUGUUGUGGGGGUGUAAGGGGGGCAUCACUCGGUCAUCCUUAGAGUACACACAUUCCUCUGAUGUGCUGACUGUUGAUGUGUGAGAAUCCUGCGGUAGUGAAACCUUUUUCCCCCGUCUAGAAGUUAAAAAGCAGAAGUAAAGAAAUAAAAUGCGCAUUGUAUACAUGUAUUAUGUAUGUAGUAUGUAUAAUAUAUAUGCACCUACAUAUGUCAUACAUUAAAAAUGUUGCAGCCGUCACCCGAGUACGAGUUAAAGUUUAGCUGUCAGUGUGUUGUUACCCUCCGUGACCUAAAUGAAUGACAGGUGCUGUGUGUCUUAGUCUAAGUGCCGCAUGUACGCGGAAAAUCAAAGCUGGUGUGGAAAUACUGUCAUUUAAGGCUGUGUACUGUGUGCGUGUUUUAAAGAAGAAUCGCCGGGUAUUUCUUUACAGUUUGUGAAAGUUGUAAAGUAAUUUUCUUAAAUGUUGAUAGGCGUUACCACUGCCUUAAUUACAUUUCCUAAGUAAAGAGUUUAACGUGGACUCUGAUUGCUGUGUAUUUUAUGGUAGAGAAUAAAAUGUUAUGGAGUGAUGUAUUUGA